Messenger RNA from Mercenaria mercenaria, 670 nucleotides. Its product is annotated as plexin-B2-like. Gene Ontology annotation, biological process: regulation of cell migration; regulation of GTPase activity; sensory neuron axon guidance. The transcript has 4 exons. NCBI's taxonomy places the organism in Eukaryota, Metazoa, Mollusca, Bivalvia, Venerida, Veneridae. Gene Ontology annotation, molecular function: semaphorin receptor activity. The record is from RefSeq and is a predicted model, not a curated record. The coding region runs from base 25 to 561 and encodes 178 amino acids. Gene Ontology annotation, cellular component: semaphorin receptor complex.
CAACCAUCUGUUCUUCAGGAUCAAAUGCUCAUUUAUAAAUGUGCCGUACCGGAGGCAUUGAUUGGAGUUCGAGCUGAUGUUACUGCUAAUCAUUCCAUCUCAUGUGCCCUUAAUAUUGUAAAGUCUGGAAAUGGCAAGAAACAUUACAGAAUUGUUAUAUCAUAUGGUUCACAAAAUGGUCAGUUGGCUGAAAUAAACGACGUAUUUAAUAAUUACGUGACAGUGUACAGUUGCUCAGAGUUAUCCUCGGACUGCAGUCACUGUCGGGCUUUGAAUAAAACACGUUAUAGUUGCGACUGGUGUGGAAACAGCGAGUGUAUUUACAGCAAAUCAAGAUGUAUGUCAAUAUGCCCUAGACCUAGCAUCACAAAGGUUAUUCCAAAAGACGGUCCGGUGCAAGGAGGCACUAAACUGACUAUAUCUGGAACAAAUUUAGGAAGAAAUGUUUCGGAAGUUGAUGGUGUAACAGUUGCAAGUAGACAGUGCUCCUUGAGUAGCUAUUUAGAAGAUUACGAUGUCCCUCACAGUGACGAUUUUGAAACACAAGUGCCGUCAAGGUAACGUGAAAUACAUGUUCUCUGCGAUUGCAUGAAAUAUUUACUUUAAUAUUUACAAGAUUAAUUCUUAAGUAAAACUAAACAGUUGAUUUUUGCAUGAUCAUUCAUUGUAG